CUGUGUUGGUUGAGAGACUGAGGGAGGGAGUAUCAUCUCGGCGAUAAUGUGAAAUGCAUGAACUGGAUACGUGAGCGCAGCGGUAAGAACUUUUCAAGGGAAGGAGAAGUUGGAAAAUGCAGCCUAACCUUUCGCCGCAGGCUAUUGAAACGUUUAACAGAGGGUGAAGCUGCAGGAGGCACCGAAAAAGUCUGUCGAAACUGCAAAGGAUAGUUUAGUGUUCGAAAUAGUUCGCCCGAGUCGUAGUUUAGGCUACACUACAUUUCGACUGGAUUUAAAAAUAACGGUUGAUUUUUUUACAUCCUCCGCCAAGAACGCCCUUUGGAGAUAAUAGAUUUCCUGCGGACCUGAGGGCUGAUCACACUGAACAACAUUGGAAAACAUCUGACAUCGCUGGUUGUUGUGAUAAACCAGUGUUAGGUCAGUGAACAGACAACGGAAGAGUUCUGUUCAUACUACAAGAUUCCGAAACGUGGAGAAUUGUGAGCAUAAACGAUAAUGAGGGGAAAAACUACGGUUAUUCGAGGAGGAAAGGAAGAAAAGGAGUGAGAUCUUACAAACUACUUGAAAGUGUGAGGGUAUGCACGAGACAACAGGCGUUUGAAUAGUUAGAACACAAAAAUCUAAGCGUGUUUCCAGUAGGCUAUUGUGUAAAACUGGACCAAGCAGCGGUAGGCUACUUGCAACAUCGCCAAUAUAAUCCUAACACACGCUGGACCCCCCCCCCCCCAUACUCACUGAACUUUUCGAACUUUUCAAAUCAAGUAAAGUUGGAACUACGGGGGGGGGGAUUGCAUAUCAUAAUGAUACAUUUUAGCCUACGCUGUUGAAGUGAUCCCUGUGUAGAAAAGGGUAGUUUGAACAAAUGUCCGCCUGUAGCAGCUCCUCUCCUCAGCCUUUUCCAAGACUCUAUCCUGUGGCUCAACAUGUCGCUGCCCCACCGACUCCCUCACCAUCCCCGAGUCCACCGGCGACCCUCUACAACCGCCUGUCGAAUGGGAGUGUCAGCGCCCCGAGCCCCACAAACUCCAGAGGCUCGUUUCAUGGAGUCUCUUUCCUGCUCCAGAUUGGACUCACCAGAGAAACUGUGAACCUGGAGGCUCAUGACAUGUCCCUCAACGCUGUGAAAGACCUGGUGUGCUCGAUAGUGGACCAGAAGUUUCCAGAAUGUGGGUUCUUCGGCAUGUAUGACAAGAUCCUGCUCUUCCGCCACGACCUCAACUCCGACAACAUCCUGCAGAGGUUGACGUCAGCUGAAGACAUCCACGAGGGGGACCUGAUUGAAGUUGUUCUGUCUGCGCUCGCCACUGUUGAGGACUUCCAGAUCCGGCCGCACACUCUCUACGUGCACUCCUACAAGGCGCCGGCCUUCUGCGACGACUGCGGGGAGAUGCUGUGGGGUCUAGUGCGCCAGGGACUCAAAUGCGAAGGGUGUGGACUUAACUACCACAAGCGCUGUGCCUUCAAGAUCCCCAACAACUGCAGCGGUGUGCGCAAGCGACGCCUGUCCAAUGUCUCUCUGCCCGGCUCCUCACUGUCCAUCCCGCGUCCCGCGCCCAUCGAGACUGUCGUCGCGUCCCCGGAAGAGGUGAGCAUGCAGCGCCCCCUGUUGGAGGCUGGGAAGCGCAUCCCGUCCUGGAGCGGCCGCCCCAUAUGGAUGGAUAAGUUGGUCCUGGGGCGGGUCAAGGUGCCGCACACCUUCAACGUGCACACCUACACGCGGCCCACCAUCUGCCAGUACUGCAAGCGCCUGCUCAAGGGCCUCUUCCGCCAGGGCAUGCAGUGCAAAGAUUGUAAGUUCAACUGCCACAAGCGAUGUGCGUCCAAAGUGCCAAGAGACUGUCUUGGAGAAGUAGUCUUCAAUGGGGAGCCUGCCAGCCCUGGGCCUGACUCUGAGGUCACUAUGGAGGUGGACAACAGUGACGUGAACAGCGAGGGCAGCCGAGGCAUGGACGACGCCGAAGAGGUGUCCACACCAGAGGACAAGAUCUUCUUCAUGGACUCUCCCUUCAUGGAUGCAGACAAGGACGAUGGGGAGACAAUCAAGACCAUAAGUCCAUCCACGAGCACCAAUAUCCCGCUCAUGCGCGUGGUCCAGUCCAUCAAGCACACCAAACGGCGUAGCUCCACUGUGGUGCGGGAGGGCUGGAUGGUGCACUACACCAGCAGAGACAACCUGAGGAAGAGACAUUACUGGAGACUGGACAGCAAGUGUCUCACCCUCUUCCAGAAUGACGGCGGAGCCAAGUAUUACAAGGAAAUCCCGCUGUCGGAGAUCCUACAGGUGGAAACGGCCCAUGACUUCCGGAACCUCGCGCAGGGAGGCAACUCGCACUGCUUCGAGAUCAUCACCGACACCAUGGUGUACUACGUGGGGGAGAACACGGGCGGACACUUCCACAACCCGGCGCUGGCGGCCUCGGGCGUGGGCCUGGAGGUGGCCCAGGGCUGGGAGAAGGCCAUCCGCCAGGCCCUGAUGCCCGUCACGCCCCAGCCCAGCGUCUGCACUGGCCCCGGCCAGGGCAAGGACCACAAUGAGCUCUGUGUCAGUAUAUCAGUGUCAAACUCCCAGAUCCAGGAGAAUGUGGAUAUCAGCUCCGUCUACCAGAUCUUUGCAGACGAGGUCCUGGGUUCGGGACAGUUUGGGAUUGUCUAUGGUGGCAAGCACAGGAAGACCGGAAAAGACGUUGCCAUUAAGAUUAUCGACAAGAUGAGAUUCCCCACCAAGCAGGAGAGCCAGCUGAGAAACGAGGUGGCCAUUCUGCAGAGCCUGCACCAUCCCGGCAUUGUCAACCUGGCGUGCAUGUUCGAGACUCCGGAGCGGGUCUUUGUGGUCAUGGAGAAGCUCCACGGCGACAUGCUUGAGAUGAUCUUAUCCAGCGAGAAGAGUCGCCUUCCCGAGCGCCUCACCAAGUUCCUCGUCACCCAGAUUCUGGUGGCUCUGAGACACCUCCAUUUCAAAAACAUUGUCCAUUGUGACCUGAAACCGGAGAACGUGCUGUUAGCAUCUGCAGAGCCCUUCCCACAGGUGAAGCUGUGUGACUUUGGCUUUGCCCGCAUCAUUGGGGAGAAGUCUUUCCGCCGCUCUGUGGUGGGCACCCCUGCCUACCUGGCCCCCGAGGUCCUCCGCAGCAAAGGCUACAACCGCUCCCUGGACAUGUGGUCGGUGGGGGUCAUCGUCUACGUCAGCCUGAGUGGAACGUUCCCCUUCAACGAGGACGAGGACAUCAACGACCAGAUCCAGAACGCUGCCUUCAUGUACCCGCCCAACCCCUGGAAGGAGAUCUCUGGGGAAGGUGAGGGGGAGCUGCAGGGUGCUGAUGGUUGUCGGGGAGACGGAGAUGCCAACACAGGAAUAGCAAUCGACUUGAUAAACAACCUACUUCAAGUGAAGAUGAGGAAGCGUUACAGUGUGGAUAAAUCUCUUAGCCACCCAUGGCUGCAGGAUUACCAGACCUGGUUGGACCUUCGGGAGUUUGAGACGCGCCGUGGAGAGCGAUACAUCACCCAUGAGAGCGACGACGCUCGCUGGGAAGAGUACGCAGACGAGAGGAGCCUGCCGUACCCCAAGCACUUCAUCAUGGCUCCAAACCUGGACGACAUGGUGGAGGACCCCUAGCUGCUGGGAGGAUGAACUACAACUUCUCCAAAAGUGGUUGGAGGAGGAUAGUUGAUUUUCCUCAGACUCUAGGCAGCGCAGGCCCUGUGGUCAUAUGGAACCAUCUGCCUUUAGAAACGGUUUCGCAAGAAACUUCGGGGGAAAGAGACAUGGGGUCUUGUCCUGCACCCGUGUCCAUGCCCUGUCGCACGAAAAGUGAGUUCUGUGUAUGGCUUUGGUGCCUAUUGUGGUGCAUGCAACAGUGCCCUACCACUGUUGACACACACAAUCAGGGCAUGGUGGGAAUUUUUUUUUUUUCAGGUUUCUUUUUUUUUUCCUUAAAGAACAUUCCAGAGAUUGGAUGGGGCUCUCUCUCUCUCUUUCAGUCUCUAGUCUCUGCUGCCUUUUUCAGCUAGCCAUAACACGAGUCUCUUGAGCCUGAAAGAUAAACUUUGAGUGUUUGGGAACCCUUCUAUUAGAGUUAGUUAAUAAACAUUUGCACUGCCAUUCAAAACCAGCGAAGGGCUCAUGGUCUGGACCAAAUCCAAGAGAGAUGGAUGCUUGAGAUUUUUAACUUCUACCCAGCGUAUUUUUCUAAACUCCUUGCCUUGUGUUUUUAAGAUGUUCCCCAAAACUACAAGUGAUUUGAGCUUGCUUGAGAGUAUUUUGGAAAGAAACAUGUAUAUGCAAUGGUUUUAUGUGAGGCUUUUAAACUGGAACACACAAGAAAUAUAUUGCAAAGAUAUUUUACAUCCUUCUUCUUCGCUGAAGCAUAGUGGUCCUAAAAUCUUUGUGUUGUAAAUGAACAUGUUUGCCCCAGUUGCCUUUGAAAUGAAAUCUGUUUUUCAGAGUCUUCUGGGUAAAUUACUGUCACUGUCACUUGUGUUUUGCUUUCUGAAGUUGAGAGUGUUUAGCAUUUCAUAUUAAUGACCAUCUUUAACGUGUUCAUGCUGCUGGUAGCGCCUGUUGUAAGCAGCCCCUCAAGCCUUUGAUGGAUGAAGGAACGUGAAGGUAGCUGUUCAGCUCACCCAGGCAAACCUAGAUGAAGAAGUUGUUUGAAUAAUUAUAAACACACACACACACACACACACACACACACAGGCACGUACACACACACACACACACACAGUAUGCUCUGUCCAAGUGUGAAACAUCAGCACAAGAGCUGUUUUUUGAGUCCCGUCUCUGUUUCGUUAUAUCUAUGACUACCAGCAAAAUCCUGAGAAAAGACACAGUUGGGAACAGUCGGCGCUGUAAAAUGGACAAUCAGCCAGCUUCCUCCCGCUGGGCCGCCAAAGUCAAAGCACACGAAACAGAGCUAGAACAGAGGAAUGCCUGUUCCCUAUAGUCCUGAGAAUUGAAGAUGAACUUAAGCAUUUCACAAUGUGUAUUGUGUAACACUGCUGAGGGGUUAAAAAGCACAUGAAGAUGGCUGAAGAGUUGUUGGUACAGGUCAAAUAUUUCAGGUCCAGAUGCCUUUAGUGCAUGUUCAUGGCUAUUCAUCAUGGCGUUGGAGUUUUAAAAUGUUUUUUUUGUUUGUUUUUUUCUUAACAUGCAGAAGGCUUAAGUCACUCAGUGGAAGUUUGAAUGAAUGCAUUCUCUCACUAUAGGUCUACAUCUACAAAAGGUUUUGAAUUCAAAUAUAUUUUUUCUACCAUUUAUGACCAAAUGUUGUGUUUUUAAUUCUUGGUAAUGUGACCAGUUUAAAUGUUUCUGUGGAUACGUUAUGAGUGUUGUCAUUGGUCUUAUGUAAUGUCCUGGUUACACACAUUGUGAGGUGACCAGGUCUGAUUUGAAGGACACAGUGCUUUUGUAUGAACCUACAAAGAGACUCCUAAGGCUUCAUAUUGCUGUGUGUUCACUAUAGGCUUUCACUCAGGCUUAGACAGUGGACAUGAAUGAACCAUUAAUGCCGAGAUGCUACCGCCAAUAUGUGUACUUUGCCUCGUUACUAUGCUGGUUGUGUUAUGAAGACCACAGUGCGUCUUCAUUAGUUCCGUACUCAAUAUGUAUGUUUUGUUUUAGUUUCCUGUAGUGUGCAAUCACUUCUAAGAAAAACUCACUCUGGCUUGUGUUGGUUGAUUGGUAAUACGCUGGUUGCAUGUGUGCAGGAACUCGGUAUGCCUUAAGUAGCGCGUUUGUGUUGGUGUGUAAAUGCACACAGAUUCAGGUCGAUUUUGAGUUGGUAUGAAGCAUUUUCUCCCCAAAGUGCUUGUGUUCACUAUUAUUUUUGUAGUAUUCUUUAAUCGUGUAGCAUCUAUGUGAAGAUCCUUUCGUAAGUCUAUUUCUGUAUUUUUCUGUAUUUUGUGUGUAUGUAUGUGUAUAUAUGUGUGUGUGUGUGUGUGUGUGUGUGUGUGUGUGUGUGUGUUUGGCCUACCUUCACUGAUGCAUUUGGAACAGAUCCAUCUGCUCUGGCUUGUCCAGAUUUGACAUUUGAUCCCUCAAUAAGCGGCCAAAUUGAACGGAAACAUUACAGUAAGGCUGUACAUCUGCUGAAAGGGAGGCUGUGGGCAUCAUACCGCUAGUGAUGUUAUGUCUUAACUUUUACAAGCCCCCACUCCAUUUAGUCACAGCAGAGCCACAAUUAAACAUCCUCUUUGUCAGGAGAGAUCAGCAAUAAAUGUGGUGGAAAUUUGAUUCUUUGACAAUUUUGAGACCGUGUUUACCAGUGAAAGACCCUAAAAUGACUUUUUCCUGUGAAAUGCAGACCGUUUGAAUUUGGGAGCGGGGAGGUUUAUUGGAUUACUUUGGGAUUGUGAGGGCCGCCCGUCUGGAGUCAUUCCUUUUUAACUUGAACUGUGAUUAUAAUAAGUUGGGUGGAUUCUGUCAAUGCGACCAACCACCACUACCCUGUGAAGGAUGCCAUAUUUAUAUGUCUAAAGCACACAUCUAUGGGUGAUAAACUUUCUGAGAAUCAUAUGAAGCUCAUGCUGCCACUGGAUUGGCAGAUGUCGGUGUUUUGUAUGUUUUACUACUCACAUAUCUUAAUAAAAACAGCCUCUAACAUCUGA
Messenger RNA from Alosa sapidissima (American shad), 6609 nucleotides. RefSeq names its product serine/threonine-protein kinase D3-like. Gene Ontology annotation, molecular function: protein serine/threonine kinase activity; ATP binding. Gene Ontology annotation, biological process: protein phosphorylation. NCBI's taxonomy places the organism in Eukaryota, Metazoa, Chordata, Actinopteri, Clupeiformes, Clupeidae. Bases 866 to 3619 code for a protein of 917 amino acids. The transcript has 19 exons. The record is from RefSeq and is a predicted model, not a curated record.